GCCGACUCGAGUGAUUGCAGCGUGCGCCUAGAUUCGCCCUAGCCGCCGUCGCAUUGUCCCCUCUCCCCGCUUUACGUUUGAGAGAGGAGAAUAAGGUUAGAAAUUUGGCGAUUGAAUUGGUCGAAUGGAGGAAGUGAGACAAACUUCAGCCUGGGUCGCGAGCCACGCUAAGCACGUCAAGGUCGACUCUUUAGAGAUCGAGAAUGUAGCUGAUCGCAUUCAAGGUUCAGUACCAAAAGUUGAAUGGGAUUUUGAAGGAAUCCACUACUUUGAUGGUGGGCCAUUAACUGUUCAAUACCUGCUUGUUCUAGAUGCUAUCAACUUCUGUUUUUGGCCAGAUGAAGAGUUAAGCUAUGAUCAUCUGGCAUCAGGCUUGAAGGCCGCACUUCAGCAGGAUAAUUCUGUUCUUGAUGCUGAUCGCUUACAAACUUACGAUGGCCCUCAACUUCGUGAACUGUUAAAUUGGCCCCGCCCACUGCCAUUGGAGGAGGAGCGAAUUCGAUUGUUGCAUGAGGUAGGAACUGAACUUGAGAGAAGCUACGAAGGGCAGGCAGCUAAUCUUGUAAAGGCAGCUGGAAAUUCUGCUGCACGUUUAGUUACACUUGUGACGCGUCAUUUUCCUGGUUUCCGAGAUCAUUCUCUAUACAAGGGUCGCCAAGUUUUUCUAUACAAGAGAGCGCAGAUCUUUGUCGCUGAUGUGUGGGGUGCCUUCAAGGGUCAAGGACAUGGAAAAUUCUACGACAUUGGGUCAAUCACAAUAUUCGCGGACUAUAUUGUUCCUGCUGUGCUGGAGCAACUUGGUGUGCUGAAAUACAGCUCAACUUUGUCUAACUCAAUCGACUCAAAGAUCGAAAUAUCUUCUGGCAGUGAGGAGGAGAUUGAGAUUCGCGCUUGCACUAUUUAUGCCGUGGAAAAAAUGAGAGAUCUCAUAGAGUCAAAGUUUGCGAAGAAGGUGCUCAGUGUUGAAAUGGAUCUUUGGCUUUGGUCCAAGGGGGUUCAAGACUCUGAUUUGGCGCAUCAUCGGACGUUAUCGAUAUACUAUUAAGCAUUAACUGAUAUAUUCACUUUCAUAGCUACAUUCUUUAUUUCUAUCUUUUCCUUUCGCUCAUAUUCUUGAUAGAAUAACGCAAAAUUGAAAUUAAAAUCAAAUCAAAAUUUUGACUCCCUUGAGACAUUUUUGCCAGUGGUUUUUCUAGAUCGUUGGGGUUUAACUGAACAAUGAAA
Molecule: messenger RNA, 1224 nt
Organism: Zingiber officinale
Lineage: Eukaryota; Viridiplantae; Streptophyta; Magnoliopsida; Zingiberales; Zingiberaceae
Product: queuosine salvage protein-like
Exons: 7
Coding region: 125-1045 (306 amino acids)
Source: RefSeq, a predicted model, not a curated record